This is a messenger RNA of Wasmannia auropunctata (little fire ant), 338 nucleotides long. RefSeq names its product gastrula zinc finger protein XlCGF67.1-like. Gene Ontology annotation, molecular function: DNA-binding transcription factor activity, RNA polymerase II-specific; RNA polymerase II cis-regulatory region sequence-specific DNA binding. The transcript has 4 exons. The annotation marks the transcript as partial. The record is from RefSeq and is a predicted model, not a curated record. Gene Ontology annotation, biological process: regulation of DNA-templated transcription. NCBI's taxonomy places the organism in Eukaryota, Metazoa, Arthropoda, Insecta, Hymenoptera, Formicidae.
AUGAAAUAUGAAGAUGUGAUGGAAGCCUCGAUAGAACAAACUGAUAACACUGAAGAAACGCUCAGUUCGAAAUGUCACAAAUCCUUUCGGUCCAAUCGAUCGAUAUCGCGUCGUAUACAACGUGAACAUAAAAAGAAGGAUUAUGUGUGCGAUCAGUGCGGAAAAUGUUUCAAUUCUAGCCAAUCGAGAUGGAGUCAUGUACAACGUGAACAUAAAAAGAAGUAUGUGUGCGAUCAGUGCGGAAAAUGUUACAGUUCGUACAAGUCGAGAUGGAGUCAUGUACAACGUGAACAUAAAAAGAAGAAGUAUGUGUGCGAUCAGUGCGGAAAAUGUUACAG